This is a messenger RNA of Oncorhynchus nerka (sockeye salmon), 2986 nucleotides long. RefSeq names its product RING finger protein 122. The record is from RefSeq and is a predicted model, not a curated record. NCBI's taxonomy places the organism in Eukaryota, Metazoa, Chordata, Actinopteri, Salmoniformes, Salmonidae. Bases 1180 to 1578 code for a protein of 132 amino acids. The transcript is spliced from 6 exons.
AGGAGGUGUGCUCACUAGCCCCAUUGUGAGGAAGAGGGACAGAGAGCAGAGAGAGAGAGAAAAAGAGAGAGUGGGACGAGAGGAGAGCGGCUUCCUGGGUUAAAAAGAUCAGUGUUAGGCUAAUUUUCUCCUUUUUCACCCCCUCUUUGUCCAUUUCGGAAAAAGGGGAGCAGAUGGUUGGGCCUGACAGAGCAGACAGCACAACGCAAGUGCAGGCAAAAUAGCUGCUUUUACAGGAACACUGGGCACUGCAUUCAAGUUCUUCCUUUGUUUCCCAUAAUUAGCAGGUUUUCACAGCAAGAGAGGAAAUCUAUGUCGAGACGAGUAUUCAAGGAAGGCGGAGGCAGAGACAGAGAGAGGGAGAGGGAAACAGGACUUCAGGGGAGGGAGGGAUAAGCCCUGUGACAAUGUUUUGAAGGGGAGACAAAGCAAAGCAGCGACUGCACUCAGCUGGAUAGAUUGAGUUAGCUGCAUGGGAGUUCUCUCUCCAUUUGGAAUAUUAACAAUAACAUUGAUGUGUCUUUAACCUGCGAGGGUAUGAUGUUUAUCCCAUAAUAUAAACACGGCUAUGCUCUGGAGAUACCUUUGUUUAUUUGAAGAGAGGGGCCAUUGCAAUACGGAUAUAUUUGAUUCUGUUGCCUUUAAUACCUUUUCCCACUUUUUAGCAUCAUUUUGGAUUUUAAAAAGUAGCUAUCAAUUCCUGAUGAAAUUGUUGCUUGACUAUUCACAUAAUGACAAAUCAUCACAAAGAAGAGUGUGGAUUUCAACAAUGAGUGAGUUGUUUUUGUAAUGUUUUACUGGAAAACAGAGCCUCAUCCACAGGAGAGCUUCUUGGGGAACUGAGAAUGUUUAUCACAAUGGGAUUGACUCAUAGCCUACAAAUAAAAGUCAUUUUCAUUGGGGACACAGAAGAGGUUGGACUCACAUCAUUGUCUGGAAGACAGUGACUUUUUUGGGGGACAACCUCCUCGAUCUGUCGGCACCCCAACAAAGACCCAGGACUGGUUGUAACCCCAGACACAGUGACUCUAGAGGCUGUGAGUAACUUCAGAUUUUUUGACCCCCAUCCACUGAUUCCCUGGGUCCCUCUGGCUUUCUUGAGGCUGAUUUCACCCAGUCCAGUGGUGUCACGGAUGUCUGUGCGGUUUAGGGUGGCAGAGCUCAGACCAAUACUGCAAGAUGACAUCGGAAGACAUCUACCACCUGCCCCUCAACAUGUACGUCAUCAUUCUGGGCAUCGGCCUCUUCAUCUUCAUGCUCAGCCUGAUCUUCUGCUGCUACAUGUUCAGGUUAAGGCGACAAGGCACAAGGGAGCAAUAUGGAUAUAAUGAGGUUGUUUUGAAAGGAGCAGGAAAGAAACUGAGUCUUCUUGGACAGACCUGUGCCGUGUGCUUAGAAGAGUUCAAAAGCAGAGACGAGCUUGGAGUGUGUCCCUGCUCACAUGCCUUCCACAAGAAGUGUCUGUUAAAAUGGCUGGAGAUCCGCAGUGUCUGCCCCAUGUGUAACAAACCCAUCUGCCGUUUGCAGCCAGACCCCCCACAGGGCGCAGAGAGGCCCCAGAGCCCAAUGGAGGUGUGAGAUGAGCGAGGGCCCACACUGCAGCACCUCAACACCCCUAAUUACAGUUCCAACCUGCCUCAUCCCACUCCGCUGGACCCCUAAAAAUCACACCCUGGUCCAGUUGAAAUGAAUCAGGCAUCCCAUCCUGACGUCUUCCAUAUACCCCCAUCCUAGAGUUCUGACAGACUCUACUCUAGUUUUGAAGGUGUUAGACCCCUAAAGGUGUGUGUGAGAUGAGACAUUGAAGUGGAAGUCAUAGAACAACAUUGGAGAACAAACUGAAUGUUUUUAUUUUUUAUCUAAAAGGCAGGGGAUGGGUGAAGAGACCCUGUCCCAUGACCACCGGCCAACCCCUACAGGGGAAACAGUGGGUACUGAAAAAGAGUUGGGAUGCUGUGCAUUGGGCCCUACUUUCCCAAAUCAUAGUCAAUAACCCGCCAUCCCAUGUUGCCAAGUAAACAUAGGGUGUCCUGAUUGGUCGAUGAGUAACAUGGGUCCUGGAUGGAGGGAACACGCACAUACCAUGCCCACAGCUACCAUCAUGGGCCUAUGAGGUAUUCAGCUAUGACAUAGGGUGCAGUGACCCUGUCACUAAAUAACACGUCGGGGUCAUUCUUGACUUGCUUUGCCAUUUGGGCAUGGUAUUUUGGAAGAAAUUAACUUCAUUUUUGUUUGUUUUUAUUUAAAUGUACAGUAUAUGGGUACACCUUACUAUUCGAAAUAAACUUUUAUGGCAGCUUAAUGACUUUAAAUAUCAAGGAUGGUAAUGACACAUUUUAGGUAAUUGAGUAUUUUCUUAAAUGGAGAGCGCAGAUGCUCAAAUGUACUUAACCCUAAAGGGAUCUAAUUCAUCUUUUAAUCACAAUGUAAUUUCCCUUACAUUUUUAAAUUGAGUAAUACCAAAUGACCAUUUUUAUUUAGACACCAAGUCAUCAAUGGAAUCCUCAAAAUGAUGACAUGUUAAAAGGGUGUGAUUAGCUAAGAGCUUUAUUUAAUAUAGACCCCUCCCCUGAUAACAGUUUGCAGCUGGAGGGGAUGCUCAAGGUCCUUGUAUAUUUUUUGUGUAAUGAGUCAUUUCAGAAACCCCUAACUAAAAUCUGGCGUAAUUGCAUCAGAUGCCCGAUUAGCUUCUGGGGGAAGAUGUAUGAGAAAAGACACUUUAAACAAUGCAUUAAAUAUACAGUUUUGCAGUAGAAAUGGAUUUAUCUAUAUUUUAUCAAUGAUAAAAAGUACAAUAUAAACAAAAACAUGUAUGAUGUGUAACUAUUUGUUAUUUUAAAGUGUUUUUCAUUGUUGUAAAGCCGGGGGAUGCAAAUGCCAUUGCAAUUCAAGAAUGACCCAUCCAAUUAAAUAUAUAGUCAAAAUUAUUUCUAAGGAAUUGUUUUGUAUUAUAACUGGCUUUCAAUAAAGUGUAUUGUUUCAGUGA